UGAAGGGGCCAUCGCUCCCCACUAUGAGGCUGCAGAUCUGCGGGUCUGGAGGAUGAGGAGCGGCGGGGAUGCUGCUGCCUCUGCUCCGCCGACCGUACAGCCAGUCCCGCUCGACUGAAGGGAAGCAGCCGCAGCCAUGGCCUCGGACAGCUGCCUGUUGGUGUGGUCUGAUCAGUGUGUCAUUGUAUGUCCCCUCUCGCUCUCCCUCCUGCUGCCAGUCACCCCCGAGGCCAUCGGCUUCCUGUCGGCGGUGGGAGUCUUCAUCGUGGCGUUGGCCGUCCUCUUCCUCUUCAUCAACAAGAAGCUGUGUUUCUCCCGCGUCGGGGGGCUGCCCUGCCUGGAGCCGCACGGCCGGCGGAGGCGAGGACGGCCGGGGAUCCGCCAGGGGCUCGUGAACAGCUUCGGCGACGACGACGGCGGCGGCAGCAGCUCCUCCGACAGCGAAGCCGAGAUCCUGAAGCAGUUUGAAAUCUCCGUCUCGCGCUCGCAGAGCUUCCGCGCGGCGGCCGGCGCCAGCGGAGGCGAACACCAGCUCCACCACACGCAGCUGGCGCUGAGCCGGCGCCACAGGUUCACGCGCCUGUCGGACCAGGAGGAGGGCAGCACCGAGCCGUCGGACUGCGAAGACAUGGAGGCUCAGAACCCGCCGGGUCUCCAGAACCCGCCGGGUCUCCAGAACACGCCGGGUCUCCAGAACCCGCCGGGUCUCCAGAACCCGCCGGGUCUCCAGAACCCGCCGGGUCUCCAGGACCCGCUCUCCGCCGCCGCUGCAGAGAGCGAGCGUGGGUCCGUCUGCUCGCUGGACGAAGCCGCCGCCGCCGCCGCGGAGGCGGCCGGCGCCAGAGACAGCCCCACGCCCAGCAUGAACCGACAGGCAGCAGACGGCAGCGAGGACACGGAGAAGGCCAAGGAUGACGGCACCGACAGCUCGACCGCCUGGAGCCCCGAGCAGGAGCAGCCUCCCACCGCCUCCGCCUCGCCUCCGCCCGCCACCUCCUCCCCUCGAACGCCCAUCUCAAAAUGUGGGGACCUGGUCCUCUCUGUGGGGUACCACCCCGACACCGACAGGCUCCUGGUGUCUGUGAUCGCGGCCCGCGACAUCCCAGACAAGGCUCGCAGCGGCAUGGACUCCUGGCAGGUGCACAUGGUCCUGCUGCCGUCCAAGAAGCAGCGGCACAAGACGUCGGUGCAGAAGGGCUCGCUGCCGCACUUCAACGAGACCUUCCGCUUCUCGCGCCUGGAGCCGUCGGACCUGCAGGCGUCGGCCGUGCGCUUCCGGCUGUACGCGCUCGGAGGGAGGAUGUCCCGCGAGCGGAUGAUGGGGGAGAAGGUGCUGCGCCUGGGAGGACUGGACCCGAACGGCGGCACCACGGAGACCACCCUGGUCCUGGAGCCGAGGAGCAACCUCAAGAGCGUGGACUCCCAGCUGAGUCUGUCUGCUGUGUCUCAGAGCGACAGCGCCUCGUCCACGCAGUCUCUGACCCACGGCGGCGUCCCCGAGCUGCUGGUGGGUCUCACCUACAACGCCACCACGGGACGCAUGUCUGUGGAGCUCAUCAAGGGCAGCCACUUCAGGAACCUGGCCAUCAACCGGCCCCCAGACACCUACGGCCGCCUCACGCUGCUCAACUCCGUGGGCCAGGAGAUCUCCCGCUGCAAGACGUCGGUGCGCCGCGGCCAGCCCAACCCCGUCUACAAGGAGACCUUCGUCUUCCAGGUGGCGCUGUUCCAGCUGUCGGACGUCACGCUGCUGAUCUCCAUUUACAACCGGCGCAGCAUGAAGCGCAAGGAGAUGGUGGGCUGGGUGGCGCUGGGCCAGAACAGCAGCGGCGAGGAGGAGCAGCUCCACUGGCAGGACAUGAAGGAGAGCCGCGGGCAGCAGGUGUGCCGCUGGCACGUCCUGCUGGAGGCGUAGCGCCGCCUCCCGGACCCUUCGCUUGCUUUUAAGCUUUAGUUGCUAGUUAUAGGAGCGGAUGAGGAUCAGCACCGGUCCAAACCCAUCACCCAUCUGGGCCAAAAGCCAGCCCUGCUUCAGCUCCUGGAGGCUGAUGGCUGAGAACGUGUCCGGCACUCAGACCCGGUUCUGAUCCACUGUAACGACCCCUGUCCCGUCCACAGUAACAGCACCGGCCUCAUCACAGGCAGAAAGCACAAAGAUGAUGCUGCUGGUGGUGGUGUCACCCUCCACCCAGUGCAGCUGCUUCGACUGGCAGCAGGAAACCAGCAGCUGGAGGCUCUUCCCCCCCCCCCCCCAUCCCCCACCCCCCAAUGAGCUUGUUUGGCCUGGGCUCGUUUCAGCGGCCAUCAGUGCUGAAAGCAGCUUUAAGUAUCUCAUUGAAGCUGCUAACAACAGGCAGUGAAUUACCCCGAAGCCGUCGUGUGUUUUCUCCCCUCUCCGUGUGCUGAUAGUUACGGCUUCGUAGAGCGUGAUGACGCGGCGCUGCUGCUGAGGCUCAUCCUCCUCCCGUCGGAGGGCGUCACACAGCGGCGCUUCAGGCGGAGGGGAUUAAACGUGUGCAGCUC
This is a messenger RNA of Betta splendens (Siamese fighting fish), 2523 nucleotides long. RefSeq names its product synaptotagmin XVI (gene syt16). The record is from RefSeq and is a predicted model, not a curated record. NCBI's taxonomy places the organism in Eukaryota, Metazoa, Chordata, Actinopteri, Anabantiformes, Osphronemidae. The coding region runs from base 137 to 1915 and encodes 592 amino acids. The transcript is spliced from 7 exons.